Molecule: messenger RNA, 3135 nt
Organism: Metschnikowia bicuspidata var. bicuspidata NRRL YB-4993
Lineage: Eukaryota; Fungi; Ascomycota; Pichiomycetes; Serinales; Metschnikowiaceae
Exons: 5
Coding region: 1-3135 (1044 amino acids)
Biological process (GO): transmembrane transport
Source: RefSeq, a predicted model, not a curated record
AUGGAUGACUGGCGCACCGCGCGCCGGAAAAACUCGGUGAUCGUUGCAGCUCAGCGCCCCUUGGAUACAGGGCCGCCUGGCUGCCCCGCAGCAACCAAAGCCCCCACAUACACAGAAACAUGCGGUCCUCCACAUCUGAUUCAGAGAUCACUCGUACUUGAUGCGAGGAGAUGCCUUGUUCACAAGCGGCUCUUUCUCCCAGACCCCAGACCCAUUUUGUGCGCCCCAACUCAAGUAGACUCAUUCUGUAACUCCGGGUUUUAUGAGAAGGGCCUCGACGCUAGUUUGCUUACAUCCAAGUCUGGCCUGAGACCCAUUCUGCUGACAGAUCUCAAAAUGUUCCUACGAAGCUUGGCGCUCCUUGUCUAUGUGUCUCUCCUACGAUCGGUUCUAGGAGGGUUUAUACGAAUCAACAGCUUUGCCCACACCAACCAGACAGCAGUGGCACUAGACCCACUAAUUGUGUUUGUUGCUCUCGAUGAAGAACUCCAGUUGAUGAAGUUCCUCAUCAACUCCAAAGUGGUCCACUGGCAAAACGCCUCGACAACAGCCCCGGUGAUCUCGGACGUCAACGCAGCCACAAACCGCUACACGACGCUUCAUGUUGAAAUCGACUUUAUGGGCUCGACUUUUGUUGAUGAGAACUUGCGCUUUUGCGAUGUUUUGAUGGUGAAGAACACCUCGCGCUUGGAAGACACAUACCGCUUUGAUGGGCUCUCUUCGUCCUCGGCUUCCCUGUCCACCGCCGUGGCUACAGGAUUGGCAAAUCCAGACAUCCCUGGAUACGUCCCCAAUGCCAUCGAUAGUGCCAAUGCCAUGGAUGAAGCAGAUGCCAUAGAUGAAGCAAAUGCCAUGGAUGACUCUGACGUGGUGGACGGUCGGAAUGUGAUAGAUGACGCGCUGCACGUGCAGGGUCUCAAUCUGUCUGAGGGCAGUGGCAAUCUACUUUUCAAUUCCUCUGCACCAAGCGCCUCGAUGGCAAGCUCAAACGCUUCUGUGGAAGCACUAUUUGCGAACAAAACGGGCGACGGGCUUCUGUGCCCAUUGUACGUGAACGACUCGAUUGCAUUUUAUUACCAGGCAGACGUCAGCCAGAACUACAAGAAAUUCGGGUCGUACUCGGUCAGACUCUCGGUUGUUUCCAACAACGAGGAGUCCAAUAUCAUUGGAAGCGGUAUAGGAUACGUGACAUCCUCGUCACAGAACCCGUUUUUGAUCGAGGCCUCGGCAAUCUGCAAUGAGGGGCUCUUGAAGCAGUUGGAGGCAACGCCGCUUGCGCUCGUCUCCUACUUGCAGUUUGCUCUUUUCAUGAGCGGCUUGAAUAUACAGUACCCAGGGUUCUUCCACUACUUGAUGGGGAGAAUCAGGUGGUGUGCCCUUCUUGGCAUAAACAUCUUCUACAAGUGGACGUCCAUACCUUCGCCAGAUCUGGAUAACAUCUACAAGACCUACUACAAUGGGCUCAAAGCCUUGGCACAGUACAAUCCAAAUGGCUAUUACCAAUACAGCUGGCCUAACUUUAUUUUGUGCUUACUCAUCUGGACCGCUGUGGGCCUGGCAGGCUACCAGGCCUUCAUAUUCAUGAAGGUGCUGGCUCAGAGUCACCGCUCCCCAUCCAUAUUACGCAAAUGCUUUGGCCAUCUUCCAGCAAGCAGCUAUGUGGCGACAGAAAACGAAUCUCUGGCCACGAGCUUCCGAUACUCGUGGAGAACAAACAUGUGGGCUUUGUUGGGAAAUCUCCUCCGUGAAGUCCUCACUACUUUUGGCUUGCCGUUUUUGGUGCUAACGAUCUACAUGCUAUCCAUGGCCUCAAGCCUGGACAGCCUCUUCCAAGAGGCUGCUAAGUUGAACGAGCAAAACGCGUUUUCUGCCACCAUUCCAUACGGCAUUUUGAACCAUCAGUCCAAAAGCCUGGGACUCAGUUCAAUUGAAGUGAGAGCAACAGAGUUGGACUUUUCUAAGCAGAGGAGCGGGAUUCCCACGUUAAGUAUAGCUUUUGGACUGAUGGCACUCGUUGCGUGGUUUGGCUCGGUGUUUCUAUUCUUGUACUACUAUGUGGUGCCCGUUCUGAUCCGAGGACACCCUAAGCAAAACGUGACAAAGCUAUAUACGUCGGUCAAAGCCAUUGUCACAUGGGCAUAUUUGUACAACGUGUACAAGCCGUCCAAGGUUUACUACGUGGCAGUGGACAUCUUUGGAUGCACCUUCUCCCUGAUUAUCAUUGCCGCUCUUCAGAAUUAUCCAACGGCGCAGGUGGUGCUCAUGAUUGUUCUCCAAUUCACGAUGCUCACCUUGCUCUUGACCAUACGACCACACUUUUUGGCGUUGACAUGGCACUCGGUGCCAGCGCUUAUGCACGUCUGCAGAUUUCUUGUGACAGUGCUCAAUAUUCCAUAUUUGAGCCAGCUCGAAGUUUCCGAGGCCCACCGCACUUACGUGGCAUAUGCCCAGAUGACCAUCCAUUUCAUCUUUGUGGUUUUUUACAUUGUGAAACUCGUCUACUGUCUUGUCAUCACCAUAUUGGCCGCUGUGAAGGUACACAAAAUAUCACUUACAGAAGAGAAGGCGGAAGUGGAGAACAUCAAUGCCUCUCGUGCUAGUUUUCUCAAUGAGUUCGAAUUCAAGCAAGUCCCUGUCCAAGCUCAUCUUGCAAAUACAGAUCCAAGCGCCAUCCGCUCUUCUACUGCAAGCAGCUUGAAUGACGGAGAGGUGGACUACUACCGGUCCAAGAGUGAGCGUGUCUUACGGAGUUUGGAAUCUCGAGACUUUUUUCUGGAUACCAAAGUCAGCAACGGCACCACCACGGACGAAGCGAGCUUGGACUAUCAGCAAACAGAGCAUAGAAUCCGCGUGACGGACUAUACGACAAGAGAAGCCGACUGGAUCUACCAAAAGUGCUUUUCUGCAUCCGAAAUAGACCCUGAAAUGAGAGAAUUGUGGGAAUUGCGAGACCGGAACAAGAAUACACAACCUUUGCUGGCCAAAGUCAAAAGUUCCGGGCCUGAAAAGGGCGUUCUCGCCAGUUUCUGGGAAAAGUUCACGCCCAAAAAAGAAAAGGGGUUUGAAGUGGUGAGACGUCGUCCGAUUGUGGUGAAAAAUACAGCCACUGCAGAUGACAACAACGAAUCCAAGUAG